AUGGACAAUGUGCUACAAUUACGAAUAUUAAAUGAAGAUACGCGGAGUUUGCUUACCCCUGUAUCAUUAAAGAGUCUUGUGAUCAAUGUGGACAGACAUUCUUUAGUCUUACAGACACUUUCCGAAAAAAAUUCAGGUGAUUUAUAUUCUUAUGUUUUAAAAUAUUUUAUUUACUGAGUAAAUAUUGCAGAAAUCCCUGUUUAUGUAUAUCCGGAGAUGGAUUUAUUCAAUCUGGUGGAAUUGAAAUAAGGGGACUACAUGUAAAUGCUAUUCCUAAAAGAAAACCAUUAGAUAAUCCGGUUGUUGAAAAAUAUAUGUUUAUACCAUAUACUAUUGACAUGGUGAAAAAAAAUAAAAAAUUAUUUAUAUUGUAGUGCACAACUAUACAAAUAUAUAUUUUCCAGGGAUAUACUCUCGAAGAUAUAGUGCGCAUUUGUUUGCAUAUAGCUAUUGAAAAUAACAUGGCCAUUAAAAUCAAAACUCUAGAAAUUUUAAACCAAACAAUUAAGCCUGAUGAACGAAUUAUUAGUCCCAUGAUCCUUGAUAUCAUAACUGAUUUACCACUUGUACAAGUACGAUAGCAAAAAUGUCAAUUCUUUUGUAAAAAUUUUAUUUCUCAAUACAUAUUGUACGUUUUCAUCUUAAUUUCUAUAUUUGUUAAUAAUUAGGCCGAGGUGUGUAUUCUGUCUAAUAAAAAUCAUCCUCAACUAAAAGAAGUGUCAAAUAAUAUAACAGUGAAAAACGGAAAAUUGCCUACAGACCAAUCGGUAUUAUUUAAUGUCGGAUCAAAGCUAUUAGAAGAUGCUGAAGUACUAGAAAAUGUAUUUGAUUCGUUAAAACCGGAAGGAUUUUUAUUGACAAGAGAACAAUUAAAUUUCGAACCAUCAUUGAACCUUGUAGAAGUUUGUUUUGAUGUGUUAUUUAAAGAGGAACGAUUGAUGCUUGUGAGAAAGGUAUAAUCAAAAGUCAAACGAUCAUACUAUAUAAAAUAUAAUUAAAUUCAUAACUAAUUUAGCCUAUAAAGCAAAACGAAGUUCCAAUUGUUAUUAAAAUCUCGAGUAAGGAGUUUUCAUGGUUGCCUGUUUUACAAAAAACAUUAUCCGAUGAUGCUUCCAUUAAACAAAAGGUUAUUCUCGUUGCUGAAAAAGAUCCUACAAACGGAAUUAUGGGGCUAUUUAAUUGUGUCAGAAAAGAAACUGGUGGUGAUAGAACCAGGUAUGUAUAAAAUAUUGAUAUACAUGUGAAAUUUUAUAAAAACGACAAACGUACACUUGGAUAGAUUUAGAAAUACAUUAUUGUUCAUCNAUUUAAAACGGUUUAUUACAUUAAACAAUAACGAUACAACUAUAUACUAAUAUGACUAUACAAUAAUUGAAAUUAAUACUUUAAUGUUUUUUAUCAUCGAUAUAGUAACUUGAUUAUUUAUUUAGUGUAUUAUUUUUUUAGGUUUUAAAAGAUGCUUUAUUUGAAAAUCAAACAGUUGAAGACUUUAUAGUAUCAUGUCGACCAAAAGCUAUUGCUACAUCGUUACUAGACAAAUAUUCUAGGAUAAUGUGUCCAGAUUUAAAACAUUUUGUAAUAUUUUCAAGUGUAACGUGUAGUCGUGGGAACAUUGGUCAAACUAAUUAUGGUUUGUCAAAUUCAGUGAUGGAGAGAAUAUGUGAAAUUCGGAGAUCAGAAGGUUUACCAGCAUUGGCUAUUGAAUGGGGUGCUAUUGGUGAUGUAGGCCUUGCAACCAGCAUGGCUGAAGGCAACAAAGAAGUGGUCGUUUCUGGUACUAAACAACAAAACAUAGCCAAUAGUUUAGAAAUAAUGGACCAUUUAUUAAUUCAGAAAAACUAUCCAAUAGUCACUAGCAUUGUGGUUGCUGAAAAAAGUGCUAAAAAAUGUAGUAAUGCUCUUGUUGAUACUGUUAUUGACAUAUUAGGGCAUAAAGAUUUCAAAAAUAUUAGUUUACAUUCAACAUUAGCAGAAUUAGGUAUAGAUUCAAUGAUGACUGUAGAAAUUAAACACUUAUUAGAAGUACAAUUAGAAGUAUUCUUAAUGCCCAAAGACAUAAGAGGAAUAACAUUUACGAAAUUGCAAGAGUUUGAUGCUUUAGAUUAUAAAGAAAAGCAAUGUCAAUUAAAUAAAUUUACGACAGUUAAUGAAUCGAUAGAAUUAGAAUUGUUACCCUCGUAUUACUCAGUUGUACGAAUACCAUCGUUAUAUGAUGACGGUUCUACGGAAGAACAACUCCUAGUAAAUCAUCCUACAUUGUUUGUUAUACCAGGUCUUGAAGGUAUUGAUUCAAUUAUAGAAAAGUUAUCAGAAAAUGCAUUCAUACAGGUCUUAUGUUUACUAUAUGACAUUACUGGUGUAGCAUCUAUUGAAAAAUUAGCCCAUUAUCAUUAUCAAGUAUGUAUGCUCUAA
This is a messenger RNA of Cinara cedri, 2412 nucleotides long. The record is from the annotation of a GenBank genome assembly. Lineage: Eukaryota; Metazoa; Arthropoda; Insecta; Hemiptera; Aphididae.